AUUUCGAUUUCGAUACCUAUAUCGAUACCCCCGGCUUAUUCGCACGUUAUCACUAUUACAAAAUAAGUCCCAAAAAACGGAAUAUGAAUUAGAAUUAGUAAAUAUAGGCUAAAAUGUUAAGGUAUAGACAUGUGGUGCGCCUCCUGCAGCAGCGGAGUUAUUCGGCCGGAGCAGCUAGCAAUGGAGGUGGACUACCUGGGGGCGACAAAUCCGGCGAGGAUUUACACCCAAUACGGCGAACACUUCGUUUGCUCGGCAACGAUAUGCGCAAAGUCAAGGAGUUCUUUGUGCCCAAGGAGCAAGAGCCCGAGGAUAAGGGCAUCCUCACCCAGAGCAAAUUUCAGUUUGCCGGGGAAAAAGGCAGAGAUCCCACGCUGCCGGAUGACUUCCAGACCCACUGCGAUGUGCUUAUCAUAGGUGGAGGAGGAGUCGGCAGCUCCAUCGCCUACUGGCUGAAGGAAAAGGCCCGAGAUGGCCUUAAUGUGGUGGUGGUAGAAAAGGAUGACACGUAUACUCAUUCCGCCACUCGUGUGUCUGUGGGAGGUCUUUGCCAGCAAUUUUCACUGCCCGAAAACAUCGAAAUGUCACUUUUUGCUGCCGACUUUUUGCGAGGCGCCAAGGUACACUUUGGUGAGGAUGUACCCCUGCAUUUCACUCCCCAUGGCCACCUAAUGCUAGCUGGCGACGAGCACGCAGAAAGCUUGAUGCGCUCCUCCCAGAUACAAAACGAACUGGGUGCCCGCAAUGAACUGCUCACAGCGGAUCGACUGGCGGCCCGUUUUCCCUGGCUAAACACCGAGGGCAUCGUCUUGGGCUGUCACGGAUUGGAGAAGGAGGGCUGGCUCAAUCCAUUGGCCCUGCUCAGUAACUUCAGGCGCACUGCCAGCGGGUAUGGUGCUCAUUUCGUCAGUGGCCAAGUAGUAGACUUCGAAUUCCUAUCCCAAACGGACAUAUCUGUGGUUGCCGGCUCCAACGAGGGUAGUUACACAGGCCUGGACAAGGCUAUCAUUCAACUGCCCGAUGGCACGCGACGCACCUGCAAGUUUGCUCUGUGCGUAAUAGCAGCUGGUGCAAGUUCCGGACAGGUGGCUAGACUGGCAAAGAUAGGAGUGGGCCCGGGAAUGCUUCAGGUUCCCCUGCCCAUUGACGCCCGAAAACGGUUCAUGUACGCCAUCAACUCGCAGGCUCAAAGUGCACCUGGAAUGACCAUGCCCAUGACCAUCGAUCCAUCUGGCAUAUUUAUCCGCAGAGAUGGCUUAGGUGGCAACUACAUAUGCGGGCUGGAUUCAAUUGAGGAGAGUCAAAGCGCGUCGGUGGACCCGCAGUUCUUUGACCAGCACAUCAGAUCCAAGCUUGCGAAGCGAGUUCCCGCCCUUGGAGAAGCCCAAUUGGUGGAUAGUUGGGCGGGUAGCUACGAUCAGAAUGUCUACGACGAAAACGGAAUUGUGGGACCCCACCCGUACUACCACAAUCUGUAUAUUGCCACUGGUUUUAGUAAACAUGGAAUCCAGCAAUCCCUAGCCGUGGGACGAGCCGUAUCAGAGCUGAUCAUGGACGGCCAGUUUCGGACCAUUGACCUCUCACGCUUGAGCUUCGACAGGCUGAUUGUUGACCAACCCAUGUACGAGUUGAAUAAUGUUUUAAGCUAGGAUUGUUGAUGGUGCAUUAAAGACUAAAUGCAGCUAAUUUAA
Messenger RNA from Drosophila rhopaloa, 1691 nucleotides. RefSeq names its product FAD-dependent oxidoreductase domain-containing protein 1 (gene l(2)37Bb). Lineage: Eukaryota; Metazoa; Arthropoda; Insecta; Diptera; Drosophilidae. The transcript is spliced from 2 exons. The record is from RefSeq and is a predicted model, not a curated record. Gene Ontology annotation, cellular component: cytoplasm. Gene Ontology annotation, molecular function: oxidoreductase activity. Bases 114 to 1649 code for a protein of 511 amino acids.